Molecule: messenger RNA, 1788 nt
Organism: Xylona heveae TC161
Lineage: Eukaryota; Fungi; Ascomycota; Xylonomycetes; Xylonales; Xylonaceae
Product: putative R3H domain protein
Exons: 3
Coding region: 1-1788 (595 amino acids)
Cellular component (GO): cytoplasm; nucleus
Molecular function (GO): mRNA binding
Source: RefSeq, a predicted model, not a curated record
AUGUAUUACGAAAGUGCCACGUCUCGAUCCCCUGGAUCGCAUCGCCAUCCGCAAACGCUGCACCGGCAGCCAUCACGGCAGUUUGAUGCCUACGGGCAGCUGCCGAGUGGGCUCUAUGCAACAGAUGAGCAUGCACCCCGCUACGAUUCGUCCCGCUUCGAUCGUUUGAACGCGCCGAUGCAGAAUAAUUAUGCUUACGACAUGAACGGCGCGCAAACCUGGAAUCCCAGCGGAUUCGGUGGCAGCGCAGGCGCGCUGGGAGGGUUGGGAACAACUGGUAGAAUGAAGCCGCCCGCGCGACAGCAGCGAAGCGCUCUCCCGUCGACUUGGUUGGACCAAGCCCCGAUACUGCCGAGCGUGAGCCCCUUUGCCGGCAUGGCCAAUUCCCCUGUUGGCAGUGCUGCCCUGCGGUCUGAGCCGGUAGCCAGUGAUGACGAGGAGUUGAUCCCAACGGCCAUUGUGAUCAAGAACAUUCCCUUUGCCGUGAAGAAGGAACAGCUGGUUCAACUCAUGACCGACAUGAGCCUGCCCUUGCCAUAUGCCUUUAACUACCAUUUUGACAAUGGCGUCUUUCGCGGGCUUGCUUUUGCCAACUUCACAACUCCAGAGGAGACAGCCGCCGUCAUUGAGCAUCUGAACCACUUUGAGCUCCAAGGACGUAAGCUGAGGGUCGAGUAUAAGAAAAUGUUACCUUUGGCUGAGCGGGAACGGAUUGAGAGAGAGAAGCGCGAGCGACGUGGACAGCUGGAGGAGCAGCACCGGCCCAUGGUCACUUCACAGCUUCACACGCAGCCGUCCAUGUCCUCUCUGUCCUCUCACAUCCCUGCUACAUCGCCAUCACCUGUGUCGGCGAGGAGUGCCAAGCCAGAGAUUGAUCUCAACGAUCCACAGACUCUUCAAUUCUAUUCGCAGCUCUUGCUCUUCCGUGACGACCUCUCCCGGGAGGCUUUGGUGUUCCCUUCAACCUUGACGCCAACUCAAAGACGGAUCGUGCACACACUCGCCCACCACAUGGCCCUGGCGCACGUAUCUAGAGGUGCAGGCGAGCAGCGACAGGUUCAUGUCUUCCGCGUGCCGCAGGGCGCCAACACGAGUCCUCCUCUCCCCCAGCUGACCGCUGUGCCACCGGUCGCCAGCGAAACGCAGCGACGCGGCUUGAACCGCGCUGCGACGAUUGAUUUCAGCGAGGCUCGAGAGAAUGGAUUCUUUACGCUCGGUCGCCAAGCAUCGGGCCUCCUGGGAAUCCCUGAUUCUCCUGGCCCCUUGUCUGCUGGACAAAACCUGCGAGCUGCAAAGUCAUUUGCCGACCUUCGGUCCUAUACUCCGUCGCCAGUUCCCUCAUCCGCGAGCUUCCCGGCCACCCUCAACCCGAAUGUGCCCAAGUAUAAUGACUUUGGAAGCGGGGCUUCAACCACUCCGAGCCUCACACCCACGGGCAAUUUCUCUCGGGAUGAUAAUCUGCUCGUGAAUGGGCUUGGAGGCAUGUCGCUUGGCGGUGGCAGCCUCAGCGCGGCUGGUGGUAGUCCUCGUGGCCUUCGAGGAAUGAUGUCAUGGGAUCGCGAGCACCCGACUUCAGUUGCUGGACCUAUUGGCAGCAACCGAUCGUUCAGCAUGGGUUACGAUGAUCCGACCAGGGAUCGGGCAUCGGCUAUGCCCCCAAUGAGACAACCACGCGGACCUGCUCCGGAGAGGGGAUCUGGAUUCCCUCGUGGGCGUCAAAAUGGUCACCGGAACCGGGGCAGCGACGAGUUGUCUAGCCAAUCCGGAGUGGAGAUUGUCGUGGAGUAA